AUGGUUUCCGGUAAUCCGUCCGCGACCGCGACCGCGGCAUGCACGCCAUGCCGCACCGUGAAGAUGAAAUGUACGCGAGAUCCAGACUCGGCAUCCUGCAAUCGCUGCAAGCGCAAAUCGUUAAGCUGUUUCUACGAAUCUCAUCGGCGCGGUCGCAAACCGGGCACAAAGCUGCGGCCCAAAGCUGAACGUUUAAAAGCUGCUGGACUCCCUGCCUUGCUCUCGAGCGCACCGCCACAAGACAGCAGCCCUGCCGUUACGCCAGAAGGAAUUGUCGGAUCCUCAAUAGACACACGCUCACCAAAACGAAUAAAGUCGGACACCAGCUUCAGUUCCCCAGAUCUACCCGAUAAACCAAUACAACCUGCCAUAACCUCCGAUAACCCACUGCCUACGAAGCUGGCUUCUAUAGCACAAUUAACACACCCUCUUUCGGACAGCCUUGCGCCGUUCGCUUUGCUGAAAAAGUCUUCCACACCAGGAAACUUCUCCAUUGCAAAUAUCUUGAAUGCCGAAAAUGAAAGCCAGGCUGAGGAGCCGUCCCACUGGAAAGACUGCCUGGCAGACGAUGCCCCCAUCGACCAGAACGAUCCGGUACUUCAGAAUUUGAUCAAUCUUCCUAUAGCCCAAGGCCUUUUUGAUAGUUUCUUCAAGUACAUGAACCCAUUCAUAUGCCAGUUUGACCCCGUCCUCCACACAGUACGAUAUGUUCGAAACCGGUCGCCGUUCCUUUUCACCGCCCUCCUUACUGUCGCGGCAAAAGUUUUCUGUCCAGCGCUAUAUGUCAAACUUCGCGAACAUAGCGAGAAGUUGCUUCACAAUAUCAUGGGCUCAGGCGAGAAAUCCCUCGAGGUAAUCCAAGGCGUCUGUCUUUUGACACACUGGAAGGAAUCCAACGACACACGCGCUUGGAUGUUUAUCGGAUAUGCCAUUAGGGGAGCUUUAGAAUUAGGCUUGAAUAAACUUAAGCCGUCUAUUCUAGAUAAACCAAUGCAACUUGUUUCUGGCUUCGAGGAGGAAAUGGAGCUACGGGAACAACGCAGCAAGGAGCGCACCUGGCUCGUCUUGUUCAUCUAUGAUAGGAGUCUAAGUCUUCAGCUAGGAAUGCCCUCAAUGAUUAGCAUGGACCCUCUAAUCCGAAACGUACAAAAUUGGCACCAGCAUGCAUAUGCCACCCCAGGAAUUGAUGAGAUGGUCACGGCUCUGACACAGCUACGCAUCAUCGGCUUCGAGCUCCUAGAUCUCUUCUGGCUUGAUCCCCUCCAUACAUCACCAGAUUUCAUGAAGAAGGACGAGUUCAUCCUUCGGCUGUGCAACGAUGAAUUAGAUAGGUGGGAGGCUCGAUGGCAUUUGGUCAUAGAUGAAGCCGACGCCACUCUAACCCAGCGAUUCCUUGUUCGAUUUUAUGGACAUCAUCUGAGGCUAUUGCUUCAUUCGUUUCAACUGCAAUUAUCCAUUGCCAAUGGGUCUGCUUCCAAACCUGCGCUAUGGGUUUGCUACGCAAGCUCUUUGGAGAUGGUUCGGCUAAUUAUAGAUCGCCUUGGGACAACUUCUUAUCUAUAUUAUUGCCAGGAUUCGAUUCAUGUGAUGGUUGCAUACGCGGCUGUUGCUAUUGUAAAGAUCCUCCUAUCCUUCCCCGGAGAACUUCCAGGCGAGGCGGAGAAUAAAGUCCUCGACUACAUACUGGAAGCAAGCGAAUACUUUAGUCGGCAAUCGCCUACAGACAACACCAGUUGUCACUACCAGGGCCAGUUCCUGGCAAAUGUGGUUUCACAGUACCGAACCUCCAGGGAUUUGCCUGCAUCUUCUGUGAAACGACCGGCUUCGAAAGAGCUCUGUGAUCUGAUGCAGCAAACUACAAGCGGUGCAGAUGCCAAAACGCAAGUAAAUCUCUCACCGAUAGCUGUGCCGCCACUUCACCAAACGCCCCUUCCGUCGCCCUUUCAACCCCACCACCACCAGCAGCAGCACCAGCAGGACGGAGUCAGCCAGCCACAGCAGUCGCAACAGCAGCAUCUCACACCUCUUAACCACCAUCUCCAGGUCACAUCGCAUCUUCAAAAUGAUUUAUUUUCGUCCUCAAACACUCCACCGCCGAUACCCAUGCAUAUGCCGUUAAACGACCCACUGCAUAACCCGCAUCACGACCAGCAAACCCUCCCCCUGAUCCACCCUGAUCAUAAUCAGCAACUACUUGCAUGUGCACGGCCGCUGCUCCCGCCAUCCAACAUCGAGUGCACUAUCAGCGGGUCCAUAAACAGCGGCAUUAUGAGCUCGGGGAGGAUAUUUGCUUCCCCAAGUCUUCACCCAUCGUCGACCCACCAGGCCAACAACAAUAACACCAGCACUAUGAUGGGUAGCGGUGGGACAGCACCUGCAUCAGGGAUACCGGUGACUUCAAGUUCUGGCCCUGCUGGAAACGCUCCUAACAACAGCGAUAGCAAUGACGGCUACGACAACUACACGCCUACCAAUGCUCAGAAUGUCACUCCGUUCAGCAAUACCGGAACGUGGGAGAAUCUAUUUGCCCAUGCUGGGUUUAAUAUCAACGGUGGAGCAUUCCUGCCAAACCCCGGAAGUUCCUGA
Messenger RNA from Nannizzia gypsea CBS 118893, 2586 nucleotides. RefSeq names its product priB protein. Gene Ontology annotation, biological process: regulation of DNA-templated transcription; DNA-templated transcription. Gene Ontology annotation, molecular function: transcription cis-regulatory region binding; DNA-binding transcription factor activity, RNA polymerase II-specific; zinc ion binding. Gene Ontology annotation, cellular component: nucleus. Lineage: Eukaryota; Fungi; Ascomycota; Eurotiomycetes; Onygenales; Arthrodermataceae. Bases 1 to 2586 code for a protein of 861 amino acids. The transcript has 6 exons. The record is from RefSeq and is a predicted model, not a curated record.